AAGAGAAGAUGGUUUGUCCUUCGCAGUGGCCGUUUAACAGGGGAUCCAGAUGUAUUGGAAUACUACAAAAAUGACCAUGCCAAGAAGCCUAUCCGUAUUAUUGACUUAAAUUUGUGUCAACAAGUGGAUGCUGGAUUAACUUUCAACAAAAAGGAGUUUGAAAACAGUUAUAUUUUUGAUAUCAACACUAUAGACAGAGUUUUCUAUUUGGUAGCAGACAGCGAGGAGGAGAUGAAUAAGUGGGUUCGAUGUAUCUGUGAUAUUUGUGGGUUCAACCCUACAGAUGAGGAUGCUGUGAAGCCACCAGUCAGUUCUUUACAACCGUCUGCUGAAUUACCCUUGCCCAUCAACACUUCACCACCUUCCAUGCAAGCAGAAUCUUCAAUACCUCCUCCUUAUCAGCUUAUUAAUAUCCCUCCACUGGAGUCUUCCUCUGGUCAAGAAGAUCCUCAAGACUACCUACUGCUAAUAAACUGUCAAAGUAAAAAACCUGAACCUAUGAGAUCUCAUGCUGACUCGGCAAAAUCCAGCUCUUCUGAAACAGACUGCAAUGAUAACGUGCCCUCCCACAAAACUCCUGCUCCGUCAGCGAGCAAGCAUGCUGUGAAUGGCUUUUUUCAGCAGCAGGGUGUCUAUGACUCUCCGCCUUCUCGUUCUGGACUGACACUGGCAGACUGCAGCCUUUAUAACCUGCCUAGGAGUUACUCACAGGAUGUUUUACCGAAGGCAGCAUCUCCAUCUGGGACUGAUGCAGAAGGAGAGCAACAUGUUUUCAAUACCCCGACAGCAGCAUCUUCGUUAGAUGCACAGAUGAGACACAUCUCCAUUAGCUAUGACAUUCCCCCCACACCUGGAGGUACUUACCAGAUUCCACGAACUUUUCCAGAGGGAACGUUGUCUCAGACUUCAAAGCUGGAGACUAUUCCAGAUAUUCCUCCACCUCGGCCACCAAAACCUCACCACGCUGCAGAUCGAUCUCCUGUGGAAACAUGUAGCAUUAGUCGCACUGCUUCAGACACUGACAGUAGCUAUUGGCCACCCUCACGCAGUAAUACCAUUUCAACUGUAGAUUUGAAUAUCUUUCGUAAAGAAAUUAGUUCUCAAGACUGUUAUGAUAUUCCACGAACGUUUCCGAAUGACAGAUCUAAUUCAUUGGAGGGCUUCCAUAACCACUUCAAAAACAGAAGCAUGUUGACAGUGGGAAGUGUUUCAAGUGAAGAACUAGAUGAAAAUUAUGUCCCAAUGAAUCCCAACUCUCCUCCACGACAGCAUUCCAGCAGCUUCACUGAACCCAUCCAGGAAACAAACUAUGUACCAAUGACACCAGGCACGUUUGAUUUUCCGUUAUUUGGAAAGCAAGUCCCUCCUCCUGCUCACAUGGGUUUCAGGUCCAGUCCAAAGACCCCUCCCAGACGGUCAGUACCUGCUGCGGAAUGUGAGCCACCACCAGUGGAUCGGAACCUCAAACCAGACAGAAAAGCAAAACCAGCUCCACUAGAAAUAAAACCUCUGCCUGAAUGGGAAGAAUUACAAGCCCCAGUUAGAUCUCCUAUCACCAGAAGCUUUGCACGAGACUCCUCCAGGUUUCCCAUGUCUCCCAGACCGGAUUCAGUUCAUAGCACAACUUCCAGCAGUGAUUCGCACGACAGUGAAGAGAAUUAUGUAUCCAUGAAUCCAAAUCAGUCCACUGAAGACCCAAAUUUGUUUGGAAGCAACAGUCUUGAUGGAGGAAGCAGCCCUAUGGUAAAACCUAAAGGAGAUAAACAAGUAGAAUAUUUAGAUCUGGAUCUAGAUUCGGGAAAAUCUACCCCACCUCGUAAGAAAAAGAGCAGUGGCUCAGGCAGCAGUGUGGCAGAUGAAAGAGUUGAUUACGUUGUGGUUGACCAGCAGAAAACGCUAGCGUUGAAGAGCACACGUGAGGCAUGGACUGAUGGGAGGCAGUCUACAGAAUCUGAAACACCUACGAAAAGUGUGAAAUGAAAAUACUGCUUUUUCUUGAAAGAACAGAAAGGAGUGAAUUUUGAAGAAUUGCAGAACCACAAUGGCAAUGUUGUUGGACUGUACAGUACCUGAUUUCACUGGUGUGUGAAUAGGUUCUUGACCGAAUAGGAUGGAAGCCAAAGGACACUUCAAAUAUAUCAAAGGAAUUUUGAGGUCAUAAAAGUGGCUAUGUGGUCUCUGGAAAAAUUGCAGCCUGUAAAUAACAUGUAAAAUAGUAUCACUUAGCUUUCAGAAAACCUUUUGUUCUGUAGUUAACACAUUUGUAGUAUUACUAUGUUUAUGCACUUUUUCAGUUACAAUGUUGGUUCAGGUAUUCCGGGUUAGUGUACCUUAACGCCUAAUUCAUCUGGAGAAUUUUUUUUUUCCUUACACUACUAUUCCUUACAAUUUUAGGUUAAUUAAGCUACAUGUAGAUACAGAAAUUAAUAUUUGAACUUCAUUUUAACAACUUAAAAUUGAUUUUUGCGGAAAUACUUUCACAAUUGAAUAAUCUACUUGAAAUGCCAAGAGAUGACCGUUAGUUACAUACUUGUUUAUAUUUAAUACAUGCAAGAUUAUUUGGAAGUCUACAGGUUACCUUCCUAACAAAAAUUGCUGUGAGUUAAUAAUAAUGAACUGUACUGGGUUUAGACAUACAAUCCUGGCUUUUAUGUUAGUUAGUAGUGGUGGAACUUCUAUUGUAUUUUAUUAAUGACAGUGUUCUGUGUUCAAUGGGUGAAGAUUCUGCAGGGUGGGAUCUUACACUUUUAAAGACUGAAUAAUUAAAUAUCAAGUAAGCCUGCAAACCACUGAUGGCAUGCAGUAAAAUUGUGAUCUCACAUGUAUUAACAUGAAAUAACCUUUAUAUUAUUUACAGAAGGUAGAGUAUAUAAAUCAGGUACGUACCAAGCACUGUUGUGCUAAUUCACUGAUCAGGUUUAGACAAUGAGCUUUAGUUUUUUACUGUUUAGAAGUUCUAAUGUCAGUUUUGAGUUCAAGAUAAAUGGGACAGUUUGACAUUCACUGUUUGUAGUACUAGCAAAAUACUGUGAUUUUGAAUUAGACAUUAAUUCAAAUGGAAAUACUAUGUUUUGACACCAUAGUGCCCUUCUUACGAUCUCUGUUACUUUAAUCUCCUGCUUGGCCUUAUAUUUAAAUCCCUAUGCAACUGAUAUUUUAUAUCUCUGUUUUUAAAAAUUAGAUAACAUACUUAAAUGAUCCCACUUGUUGCUCUUUCCUGGUACAGGAUUUUAAGCUCUGUAUACUGUGAUCUUUUAUUUUACUAUGCCAGUUCCAAAUAAUAAUCUGCCUUGGUUUA
Messenger RNA from Eurypyga helias (sunbittern), 3298 nucleotides. It is a transcript of the gene GAB1, whose product is annotated as GRB2-associated binding protein 1. Lineage: Eukaryota; Metazoa; Chordata; Aves; Eurypygiformes; Eurypygidae. The record is from RefSeq and is a predicted model, not a curated record.